GUACUGCUACCUGAUGGAUCCAAAACUAGUAUUUGUGUUCAUUCAGUUGUGAAUGCAGCAGGUCCAUGGGCAGCACAUGUCGCUGAGUUAGCGGAAAUUGGCAGUGAACACUUUCCAGUAGGAUUACCAGUUGAACCAAGAUAUCGUCAAAUCUUUGUAAUACGACCUAAAAGUACACUUAAUUCUCAGGAGAAUAAUCAUUCACUGCCCGGCUUAAAUACACCAUUUAUAAUAGAUCAUAAUCGUUUAUUUAUUGAACGUCGUGAUCUUUCCGGUGAAUUUAUUGUCUAUUCUGAUAAUCCUAAAUUUGAUUCACUUAUGGAAAAAAAACACAACAAUUUGAAUUCUAAUUCACCGGUGGAUUAUGGCUUUUUCUAUGAGCAUAUUGAACCGUUACUGUGUAAGCGUAUACCAGGAUUUAAGGAUGCUGAGGUGAUUUCAGGAUGGACGUCAGUAUGUGAUUAUAAUACAUGGGAUCAAAAUUUAAUUAUUGGUUUUCAUCCAUUUCACUACAAUAUGUAUCUGUGUAACGGUUCCAGUGGCCAUGGGACACAACAUGCAAUUGCUAUUGGUAAAGCAGUCUCUGAAUUAAUUCUAUACGAUCGAUAUAGGACAUUGGAUUUGACACGUUUUUCAUUUGAUCGUUUACAUUUUAAUGAAGUUGUAAAUGAGAGUUAUUGUUUCUGAACAACAAUGACAAAGUCUCUACCUCUCUCUCUUUCUUUCUUUGUAUGGAUUAUAACAAUGAUACAUGGAGAAUGGCAGUGUUUGUCGCUAACUUGUUCUACUCUCUUCAACAAGGAUACAACUUGAUAUUAGUUAUAAAUCUCAGCUUUUUUGAAGUAAAUAUUUUUAGCAGUUUGUGUAAAAAGUAUGCACAAAAAUAAUCCCUGUCAACUUUUCAUUCAACGCCGAAUUAUUUAUUAAACUAUCCGGUUAAAUGUUAACUAGGAUUUAUAAUAAAGUAUCCCGUUUUUA
Molecule: messenger RNA, 978 nt
Organism: Heterobilharzia americana
Lineage: Eukaryota; Metazoa; Platyhelminthes; Trematoda; Strigeidida; Schistosomatidae
Source: the annotation of a GenBank genome assembly